AUCACUUUCGUUGAUUUUCGCGGCAACGUGUUCACCAUCCCCCAUGGGUCUAGGUUUUUUGUAAUCAAGUCGUACAGCAUACUUGAUGUGAACUCCUCGUUUACACACAAUAUCUGGACAUCAACCGAAUUGGGCAAUAAAAAGUUGAACAGGGCAUUUAAGGAGACACUGGCCCUGGGAGGGAAAAUAAUACUUUUGUUUCUGGUCAAUGCUAGCGGCAAGUUUUGUGGAGUUGCAGAAAUGACAAAUGAAAUUGACUAUCAAAGCUCAAGCGAUAUUUGGGUCGAGCAGACAAGGUGGAAAGGUAUUUUCCCGGUGGAAUGGCGUUUGAUAAAAGACGUACCAAAUAAGUUUUUUUACCACCUUAAAGUUCCGGCCAACGAGAACAAGCCAGUGACCAAUUCGAGAGACACACAAGAAAUACCCUCAAAUAUUGGGACCUCCAUGUUGAAGAUCAUGAGCUCCUUCAAGUGA
This is a messenger RNA of Suhomyces tanzawaensis NRRL Y-17324, 474 nucleotides long. RefSeq names its product mRNA-binding phosphate metabolism regulator. Gene Ontology annotation, cellular component: cytoplasm. NCBI's taxonomy places the organism in Eukaryota, Fungi, Ascomycota, Pichiomycetes, Serinales, Debaryomycetaceae. The record is from RefSeq and is a predicted model, not a curated record. The transcript has a single exon. Gene Ontology annotation, molecular function: mRNA binding; N6-methyladenosine-containing RNA reader activity. Gene Ontology annotation, biological process: mRNA destabilization. The annotation marks the transcript as partial.